Molecule: messenger RNA, 942 nt
Organism: Bombina bombina (fire-bellied toad)
Lineage: Eukaryota; Metazoa; Chordata; Amphibia; Anura; Bombinatoridae
Product: olfactory receptor 12D1-like
Exons: 1
Coding region: 1-942 (313 amino acids)
Biological process (GO): G protein-coupled receptor signaling pathway
Cellular component (GO): membrane
Molecular function (GO): G protein-coupled receptor activity; olfactory receptor activity
Source: RefSeq, a predicted model, not a curated record
AUGGAGAAAUCAAAUCAGACAUCAGUAACUGAGUUUAUUCUGCUGGGAAUAACCAACCUUCCUCAAUUAAAGAUUUGGCUUUUUCUUGCUUUCUUAUUUUUCUAUUUGUUUAACUUGAUAGGAAAUCUCAGCAUUGUUGUUGUGGUGAUUUAUGAUUGCAGCUUGCACACCCCUAUGUACUUCUUGUUGGGGAAUCUUUCAUUUCUUGACUUUUUCUACUCUACAACAACUGUCCCAAAAAUGCUGGCUGGCUUGGUGAUGGAAGACAAGAAAAUAUCUUUCCAGAGCUGCAUAACCCAACUCCAUUUUUUUCACCUUUUGGGAAGCACGGAGGCUCUUCUUCUCAUGACUAUGUCGUAUGAUAGAUAUGUUGCUAUUUGUAACCCAUUAAGGUAUCACAUUCUUAUGGCAAAAACGGUUUGUUUCCAGUUGGCAUCAAGCAAUUGGGUCACAGGUUUUAUCUACUCAUUGUCACAUACAAUUCUAACAUCAAGGUUGCCUUUCUGUAAGUUCAAUGAGAUCACACAUUUUGUUUGUGAUAUUAAACCUCUUCUAAAACUGGCCUGUACUGAUACCCAUCUCAAUGAGAGUCUGGUGUCCAUUAUAAGUGGCUUUGUAGGUCUCAGCUCUUUUCUGCUAAUUGUCAUCUCAUACAUUUUCAUAGGUACCCACCUCCUCAAAAUUCCUUCUUCUCAAGGGAGACGCAAGGCUUUCUCCACCUGCACGUCACACUUGACUUUAGUCCUAUUGUAUCAUGGAACAGCUAUAUUUACAUACCUUAGACCAGCCACCAAAGAUUCUCUAGAGCAGGAUAGGCUAACAGCUAUACUAUUUACAGUUAUUACACCAGCUUUAAACCCUCUUAUUUAUGCACUGAGAAACAAAGAUGUGAAGAAGGGUCUUAAUAAAUUAUUCUUAGGCAUACUAUUUUCAAAUAAAUAG